GCAGGACAUCUGUGCUGAACAUUGAAGCUGAAAGCCUACAAAACCUACUUAGAUGUCAUGUAUUGUUAUUAUUAUUAUUAUCAUUUACAUUAAUGAAACAAUACUAGCAAACUAUUUAAGUAUCUACAGCUGAAAGAGUUCACUUUUUUUCUUUCAUUUUUACUUUAUUGCAAAAUUUUUCGAGCAUCUCGAAUUCACUGUAACUAAGGUUGCUAUGGUAAUUGCCACGGUUCGGUUUGGAUCUAUCAAGGCUAUGAAUAUUACACCCACUUUGCCCACUAACAAAGUUUGUCAUUACAUUAAAUAGCUAUUGCUCUGAUAAAGCACUGCUGCUUUUGUGCUGAAUACUUGAAAAAAAAAAUGAAAGUGUAUUAUUAUUUUUUUUUCUGUGGCUGACUUUCUCCUUUGGUGAACGUGAAGUGAUUAUUUUCCAUUCAAAGUGGUAACCAGUGGUUACAGGUGGCCAUGUUAGGUGAAGGUGAUCAGCACUCGGCCUUUGUGGGCAGGUGUGUUACCUGUGGCUCCCUCAGGAAGCACUUCCUGUGGCUGUGCUGCUGCUGCCGCGCGGCUGACAGACACAGACACGGAUGAAUCACACGACGAAAAAGAUCCUCUGAUAGUCUUUCCUCGUCAUCGCAUAAUUCACCGCAAUCCGCUUUUGUUGUCUGAGCUGGAGCCGGCAGACAGCCCCGCAUGUUUUCUCUUGUUUUCUCUAUUUUUUUCUUUCUGUGGUGGCAGACGGAGGGGAAGUGCUUCCUGAUAAUAAAGAGGUGCGUCUUAUUUCCAUUCCAGUGAUUGACUGCGCACGGCUUCCACCGCCGGAGCUGGGGGCAUUGACGCAUUGUGGAGUCGACAGGGGGUAGUAGCACUGCAAACCCCGGCUUCGCUUCACAACGGAGGCAUCUUUCGGUGGAACCGCGAUGGCCGUGGUGCAGCUCGACACGGAGGACCACCAACCGGAGAACGGCUUCGUGUCCCCCGAAACCACGUCCGCGGGGGUGCUGACACGCAUCGACAGCGCGGUUCUGCCGUUUCUCGGGGGAUUUGGGAAGUACCAGAAACAGCUGAUCGUGCUGACAUGGAUCCCGGCGUUAUUUAUUGGAUUCAGCCAGUACUCUGAUAAUUUCCUCCUCGCGCAGCCGAACAACACAUGUGUGCAGCCUUUGGCCAACCAGUCUAACCUCACCGUGGGUUAUUCCUCGUUAUUGGACGGUCCCAAGAAUGGCAGCGCGCGGCCGGCUUAUGUUCAUACCAAUGGAAGUUACAGAACCCACAAUGACACCGCCAACAUGCAGUGUCGGUGCAGUGAGUGGACGUUUGAGCUGCACACGGGGCUCGUGCAGAAUGUGGUUACCAAGGUAAGGAUGGGCAUCCCUUUCUAUCAUACUGUGCUAUGCAUCACUGAAACCCCAUCAGCUGUGAUCAUGUUAGGAUCGAUUUAUAAGAGAGGGGGGUUCUUGCACUUAUCAGCACUAGCCCCAUCGUUAAAAACAGAUCACUUUGAAGCUGAAACACUCUCAUGUGAAGAUGAAACAAUGUUCAUAUUGUGGUGUGUAUCUGACAGCUCAUCCUCCAUUAUCCCAAUAUCAUUCAGGAGAGAUCCCUUGAAUUGGCCUUAAAAGUAGCAGGCUUGCACAGGUGAGAGCAUGCAUCACGCUGCUGACCGUGACUCAUCGCAGCAGCUGACACAGUGUAACCUAUGGCAGAGAGAAAACACUAUUGGCACACUGGGCACAAGCUGCCAGGGCUGGUGGAAUCUACCGGUUGUCGUAAUACACAUAAUAGACACACGGAGGGCUUCUGAUUUGGAGCAAAGGUCAUUAAUGCACUCUCUAGAAUAAUGCAACCCCCUAUCACUGACCAAACACCACCCUCCCCGAGUAAACACCACACUGAUGUUCUUAUUGCUCUCAAUCUGGGGACUUUCAGAGUAUCUGUGAUGAAUUUACCUCUUAUCACGUCACUGUAUUGUUGGGGUAUUCCUGUAUGCAUACACAGGGCAGGCUGAGGAGACAGUACCUGCAGUCUGAGGAGGAAGUGCUUUCUUCUUCAUCAUCAUAAGGUCCUCUAUUGUUGAUGCUGCAUGCCAAUACAAGCAUUUCAAGAGGAGAAAAGUUCCACUCUGACAGUAUUUUUAAUGUAAUAUCAGCAGAAAGGCUCAUUCUCGACUCAGAGUGAGUGAGCAAACCAUAAAAAUUAAUGUUAACUAAAAAAUCUAAAAUGCCAAUAAACAAGAAUCGCUUUUUUAAUCAGCAGCAUCUUCUCCAAUGUCGAGUCUGGCAGCCAUGCAAUAAUCAAAAGGCUUAUCAGGAAGAGUUAGAUCCGACGCCGAGCUUUGAAGCCUCCCUGUGCUGUAGGAAAGGGGAUGGGGGGGCUGUGGCAUCCCAAGCUUUCGUCCACUGUGAUGCCAACAGCCCAUCUGCUAAUCACUGAUAAUGUCCCCAUUUAAAUAAAGCACAUUUUAAUUCAGCUAUGAUGCAGAGGGACAGUUAAAGUCCUGAUUUAAUUUUCUGCUCACAGUGUACUCCAGUGGGGUGGGGAUGCAGGGAUUAGAGCCAGGCUGAUAGACUCGGGGAAAUCUGAGGAAAAUCGAUUGGGUGGAUACAUAUUACUUCAUGAUUUAGAAAUGUUUAGUUUCCUCUUCCAAUAUUCAGGGUUUUACUCUGAACCCUGCAGGCCCCCCUCUUGUCCUUAUAUGCUGGUGUGAACCUAUAAUAUUUGUGUGGUUUGUGCACACACUGAGAAUGUCAUGUUGACACUGCCACCAGUGCAGAGCAGUGACAGGCCAGAGCAGUUGGUCUAAGUGUCUGUGUUGUUGCUUGUCUUCCCUGACCCGCACACUUCACAUACUGACAAGGUCACCGUCAGGAGAAAUUCAAUCAGAUCUUGGCGCACAAACUUCAAAAUGGAACCAAAAGUGAGGCAGAAUUGGCCCCUGAAACUUUGCCUCUUUUUUGACAACCUCCCUCUCGCUCUUCCAAGGGCUCUUUUUCUCGCCCGACACCACACCACAGCGCGCUAACCAGGAUGUGCCACUACAGCAGGAUGUGAUGACUUGGCAUUUCUCUCUCUGUUUGGAUUGCAUAGGCAUAACUGCACAUGACUGGGCUCAGCUAUCUGUGACAUUUGAUCACUAAAAAGCAGAGCAGAGUGCCAACACUGAUGAAAUGUGGUAGUGUCUCUGUCAGGAUGUGCCAACACAUUCUGACCCCAUAUUUCUGUGUUGAUAUCACGCCUGGACGACAUGUACACGUGCAGGGAUGUUUGCCCUUGUUGCAAAUGCACAAGAACACUUUUUAAUGCUUUUUGUCGGGUUGUCGCAAAGAGAAGGUUUUCAUAGAGUGUACAGUAGUGAUGGAUCUGAAGUGGUUAAUGAGGAGACCCAUCCUAAUCGAGUCUAAGCUCUCCUCAGGGUCCGUCUUAAUUGGCCUGAGCCUGAGAAAUGAGAAUGUAUCAUUACUCAGAGACAGAUAAAGUCUCUCUGCAGCCUCACCCGACUUAGAGCCCAUUCAGACUGGGGUCAGCUGCACACGUGGUGUGAGAGCCUGUGCAAGGCAAUGAUUAACCUCUACACUUGUACAUUAAUUAGAGACAUUUGCCAUUUAGAGACUGAUGAUCAUUUCACAAUCUACAUCUAGGAUUGCCCUUUUUGUAAUGCAUCACAGAGUUCUGGCCUGGAAGAAAACCACAACCCCAUAAUUUGUUUUUUUUUUAAGAUUAACAAAUGUUUAAAUAAAGGUAAAACAUGCAGUUCAAGUCAUGUUGAGGCAACUAUUUAAGAAUAAGAAUAACUUUAUUUCAUGUCUCUAAAAGUCAUCUACUAUUUACAGAAAAAAUUCUAACAAAAAUUACACAUAAUACAGAGGGACCAAACUUGCAGCGACCUCUCAGUUCAAGCGCAUCAUUCGAAUUUGGUUGGGCUGCUGAUAACUAUUAUUGAAUCAAGGAAAAUGGCAAAUAAUUAUCUUCAAUAAAGCACAGGAUCAUUUAGCCCAAUUGACUGCAAAACAUAAAAUUACUCUAUUAUAAUCACCAAUGAUAUGAGCUGUAAUCAUAAAGAAAAUUGAAGUUGAUUCAUUUUCUAUCGAGUUUGAAUAGAUGGUUGUCAGACAAUAUUUCAAACUUUAUUAACAAUCAAAGAAACUGUUAAAGGAGAAAUAUCACAAAUCAGUCACAAAAAAGAUGUUCUCCUGGAUGUUAGGUUUUAGGAAACUAUUCACUGUUUCAUACAUUUUAUAAACCCAGUUAUUAAUUUAAAAAUGACAGUCAACAGGCCUAAUGAUAUGCCAGCUUAAAGUAUUAUGUCCCCUGCUUAAGUGAUCGUUUUUAAGCACGUCUUAUGUGUUGUAAAGGUUGCACUGUAUGUGACAGUAAGUUGUGUGAAAGUGAUAAGGAAGAUAUGUGGUAGACGCACACUGAAGGGUCCACCCAGCCCCAGUAUCACUGAGCUGGAGGCUGCACACCCAGAGAUGUGAAAGAUGAUACUGUAGCUGAACAUGCAAGGCCUCUAUUCUCUGUGUCCCUUCAUACUGUUUACCCAGCUGGUCAGCUCCUUCCACAUACCCCAGAUCAGUGUGGGACACUUUGAAAUGGACUCAGCUGUCAAGAGGCGAUGACCCUACUGCGGAUACCCAGUCAGUACACAAUGACAGCCACUCACGGUGUCAGCUGGGAGGAAAGAGACUGUGUGCCCCAAAGAUAAGACUAUUCAGGCUCUAUAUGUGUGUGUAUGCUGCAGGCUUGUUUCUGAUAAGUGCCGUUUUGUAUCAGGGAGGGGUCCAACAUGAGGGGUCCCUGACCCUCGCCUUUAAGUUUGUUUGUAGGAUGGUGUCAUGGCAGUUUGAGGAGUGCUGUUUCAUUCUCUUUAGAUUUAAAGCUUUUUGGUGACUGAGACAUGUGGUUAGGACUCUCAGCUGUCAACAUAAGCAGGCAAUGGAUAGCAGAUUGAGGGACAAAGGUUUAUUGUUUUUCAUUAUUCACCUCUGACUCACAACGGAAAUCAGCCAACUUGUCAGACAUGUUAGUCUCUGAGUUGUGUAGCCCGGAUACUACGCUAGUAUGACAGUUAUUCAAAGCAUGGUCUCAAAGGUAAUGUCAACCUCCCUCUGUUAGGCCCUUAGGCUAAAACACAAAUGCCAGAUGCCUGUGAAUUGCUCUCCUGUUGAAGACAUUAAGUGUAGAUUUAUGUUUUCUCUCACUCUCUCUCCUCACAUUUUAGGAUUUCCAUCAUUUGUUGAGGCAGUGAUGCUCAAACUUGCACUUGGAAGCAGCACAACUCUGUUGCUAGGCAGUAACUAUGCAGCAGCCUCUCCAUGUGUGUUUUUUUGCCUUGGCUUUAAACUGCUUUUAAGCAUCUUUUACCCUCCCUCUCUCUGUCACCUGUUAUCAUUCACCAUCCCUUCUAAUUCCCUGCGUUUCUUUCAUCUCUUUGCAUGCUCUGUUUCUUCUUUGUUUAAUCCAGCAUUCCUCCCUCCUCCUUGCCUGCCCCCCACCUCUUCACCCUCCACCCACCCACCACUCUGUAGUUCAGCGAGUGCAGAAAUGUGCAGCUGUAGUCGAGAGCGUCUUCAUCUGAGCUAAUGAGACUCGCUCCAGAGGACCAAUCAUUUGUGGUCUGGUCAUUUGAGAGAGAGAGGACCCCUUGGGUUUCUAACUGAUUUUCUCUUGGCCUCUCAUUGUUCUGUAUUUUCUGUCAGCUAACAGAUUAGCAUGCACAGUCUAACCCAUCUCACACUAGCUUGUAUUCAUUAGGCAGAGACAAAACCGAAAGAGCAAGUGACAGAAAUAAUAGGGGGCAAAGUGGACAAGCUGUGUGGAUUUGACCACACUUGCUGGGAUUUCUUUGCCCUGCCAUGGCGGAAAGUCUCUCCAUAUUUUCCCCACUCGUGCUAAUGCGGACGCCCAUUAAUAACUGUGUUUGAGCUCGGUCAGUGUGACGGCCUGAAGAGAAACCUCAUUAAUAUUACAUGUAGACUUGCAGCCACACGAUGAUCCAAAUCUACCAUGCAUUUCCCAUUUGGCUUCACAUUUCAGCAGCACUUAGCCCUCACUGCUUUGUCUCUAGCAUGUGACUUGAGAAUGCUCAUAUGUUGUUAUUUAACACCAUCGGUCAUCCAUCCUUGGGCAACCACAGAUGUCUGUUCUGCACAGUCAACACACUGUCAUCCAGCUGUGCAGUGCAGCGUGAGUGUGUCCCAGUGUGUGUCUCAGUCUCACAGAGGAUGUCAGCUUCGGUUUUUUAAACACUCUUAGUCGUGCAGUGAUUGUGCAACAGGAACUUGUUAGCCUGCCUCUGUCUCUUUCUCUGCUGACAUCGAUACUGAAACCGUGAAUGAGUGGCAUGCCUGGAUCAUGUGAUGGCUGGGUGGCUCUGGGUAAUCCUGGAGCGUUCCAUUCUGAGCAGGUCACUAUGGCAGAGGUUAUAAGAGGUUAGAGCCCUUCAGAAAAAAAGGAAGAAAAACCACACUUUUCUGCCGUUUCAGCUUAUAUUUAGUAUAAAUGCACUUAGAGAGAUUUAAAACGAGUAACCAGUUCCUCUUGACUUUACUAACGCCAAAGCUGUGGUGUUGUCCAAUAUCAGGCUCCCCCUUCCCCUCUGCCUGAUCGAUAAAACUGACACAAUGUUGGUGAAAAAACCCUGAUUUAUUACCAAUGUUCUACUCACGACUCCAGUUACUCUCUGCUAGCUCUACGCCAUUGUUGUUUUUGUCUCUACAUUGUAAUUACUCGAAAUAAAUAUAAGCUUUAGGGAUGUAAUUAAUCAUGAUAUCAGAUUAGUGUACUGACUGGUGUAUCUACUGACACUUCGUAGCAUAUCUUAGUCAGCUACAGAGGUCAAUACUGGUAUCAGUAAAAAAGGGUUAUCUUAAAUGUCAAACUCUCUUUAAACAAACAAAAAAUACAUUUUUAUUGGCUUUUUUUUUUUUAAAUAAUGAACCUGAAACCAUUUAUUUAAAUUUACUGGUGUUGUUAUUUGAUUGUUAAGUUAUUUCAAACUUGCCAAUAUUGCAAAAAAAAGCUGGAUGGGUUCUGAAUGCUGACUCUAAUAUUGGUUGUGGUAUUGAUAAAAGUAUCUGUAUGAGUUUUGAUGUUGGUAUAUGUAUCAAUCUUGAUAUUUCUAUUUAUACCAUUGUUAGUAUAACUAUCAAAUACUCUCAAUGCCUUUAAGUGGCACUAAGUUUCUUAUUUUCAAAGUCAAUGCAUAUUGAUAUUGGCCCUCAAAAACCAAUAUCAGUUGACCUCAUACAGUAUUAUUGAUAUUUUCUGUAUACAUGAGUGCAGUCGAGGUCUUUGUUGAUCAGCCUUGUUCGAGUCCGAUUUUUAACAAUGAGCCAAAAUGCAAUAAAAAAUAUAGUAAAACCCAAAAUGUAAUAACUGGUCAAUAAUGUAACAAGCUGCUGAGCCAGAAAUGUAAUAACUUUCAUAUUUGGAUUUUAUUAAAUUUUUUUAAUUACAUUUUGGGCUCAACACUUUUGUUACGUUAUUGACAAAUUAUUACAUUUCGGGCUUUAUUAUAUUUCUUCAAAAUCCUUUUGGGUCAUUGUUACUUACCAACUCUAACAAGGGGCCUUCCAUUCACUAGACACCCAGUACUUGGUGCAUUGGUAUUGGAAAUGGAAUUGUUAUGGGUAUUUCUAUCAGUGAUAGUAUUGUAUUCAAUAGGCACCCAGAAGGAGUGGAACAACCCUACUGUGAACAGUGUUUUUAAUAUCAUGGUUUUAGAUGACGCACAGUAGAGGUCCUUGUUUAUUAGACUCGCAUUCAUAAGGCACCUGCUUCAGCUGCCACGCCCUGCUCUUGCUCCUUCCUUCCACUUGUGUCUGCACAGACAGCUGGGAGGCAUAUGGUGCCAAAAAAGGCCCUAAAAUCUGCCCCCUUCCCAAAAUUCAUUGUCUUUCCCCCCGAGGGCCGACUACUCCACUGUUAUUAUCAUCAAAUAUUAAUAGGAAUGGUAGUAAAAAUUGCAGCUCCUGGUAAAUGUCCUUUGCUAUUGAGUUUUUUUUCUUUACCUCUUUGUUGUCUUUAUGCUGUUUACAUGGUGUAUUUAUCUUAGCUCGUGCCUACUGUGGAGUGAGAUAAAAAAAAAAAAAAUCAAAGCAUACCAGGUUUACGCAGAAGCAGGCAUACAUUGCUUUGUUUGCGCUCUAGAAAUCCCAUUUCUCCCAGGUUGGAGAGUUUCAGCCGCAGAAGAAAACAAAGAGAGGUUGACUUGGUUGUAUUGUGACACACUGCAUGAAUAAACAAGAAAAUGAGAAAUGUCAGGCUUUGUGAUAAGAAGAAUGAUUCAGAAUAAUAGUGCAAAAAAAAAAUGUGUCCUGUAAAAUAAAUGUUUUUUUUCCCCAGUAAAUCUUAUGUUUGAUGUUAAUGUUCAGCUAAAUGCCACGUUUCCUGGUAAUGACUCACAUAUGUGACAGACUUAGAAGUACUAAGUGCUAGUCAACAGAUUGAAAAGAUUUCACUUCCAGCGAAUGUUACCCAAUACACAUUUCUUGAAACUAAUACCUGUGUUUAUUUGUCUCUACAGUGGAGUCUGGUGUGUGACUCAGCGUGGAAAGUUCACAUUGCAAAGUUUUCUCUGUUGGUGGGAUCAAUCUUUGGAUACCUGGUGUUUGGGAUCCUGGCAGACUGGUAAGAUUUUGAAUAAUAAAAUUCAUGCACAUUAAAUUCGAUCCAAUAUUGGCACGGCUUUAUUUUCCAUGUAGUAAUUUUUCCUAUCUUACCCCACAGGUUUGGCCGCCAUCCAGUGUUGAUCAUAUCGGUGUUAUUCAUGCUUGUGUUCGGCCUGACCGUGGCCUUUUCUGUCAACGUUCCCAUGUUCAGCACUUUGCGCUUCUUUGAGGGCUUCUGCCUGGCAGGGAUCACCCUGUCUCUCUACGUCCUCAGUAAGUCCUAAUCGAACAACUUUUAGGCCAAUUAAGCUUUUUCUAAUCCCUCUCCGCCUGUUGUUGUUGUUGUUGUUGUUGUUGUUGAUGAUGCCAUACAGAAAACAGACUUGGAUUUUUCACAGAAGUGCUUUAAAGGCUAUUUAAAUUUCCAGCAAGUGAGCAAGGAUCCUGGCUGCUUGAAUUGUAACUUUGAAAGUAUUUUCUACCUUUAGCUAGCUAGCUAAAUAAGCAAAAUCAACAGACUUUUUUUGUUUUUUUCUUCAGACUUAAGGUCCUUACACACUGGGAAUGAUGCAAAUAUACGACACGAAAUCACGAAAUAUUCAGAGGCAAAUUUUGACACAUUUGGUAUGUUGUAUCUGAACAGGUUAGCUUAUGAGCUAAAGUUACUUAGCAUGGAUGAAAGUUAAAACAAAGACAUUUAGCAAACUGUUAAAGCACACGAACGAUCGUCAUAUGAGAAAUCCGACGCUAUGACUCUCCACAAGUUGUCCUUCAGGUCGUUAUCUUUGUAAUGUUUGUGUUUUUUAUCAAAAACGCUCUGUUCCCAGAGACGUAAACAAUCAGCCGGUCGGCCAUGUUGGAUAUACCAUUGAAUCUGGCGUCGCAACAACACAAAAUCUGAUUGAGAAAAUUUAAUCGUGAUACAAAAAAAUAAAUGCCGCAAUUUCGUAGGAAGGGAAAACGUCGCUAAUGUGAAAAAAAAAAUUGACGUCUGAAAUAAUCGCACGAAAAAAACGCUCCCGGUGUGUAAGGACCUUUAUUCUAACAUAUAUUUUUUUAAAGUUAUAAAUUUGACACUUCACAGCAACUUUUUACUCAAUUUAGUGUCUUGGCUUCAUUGUAGAAGAUGCUGUUAUUGUAGAGUGAAUAUUCAUCCCCUCAGUUUAGUGAGUAAAGCACUCAGGAAAAAGUAGCUCUGUUGUUUGGCUCAUAACCUAGCUGGUCAUGCUUACAUUUGCUGCGUCCUUUUGUAACUCAGAUUUGCUCUGUGGUUUUUGGUUUUGAACAUACUCUCUCAAAGCUUUACUUGAGUACAUGCAUAUUGCUUCAACACAUAGAAAUCUAUAACCAGUACCGCAAAAGUCAAAAGCUACUGUUGGACAACCCCUGUUCCUGUGGGGAGAGGUUUGCUUCAGAACUGAAUACAGUCCUUACAUUUGCCGGAGAAAAAUUCAGCUCUGUUCAGUGGUAGCUUAAGGAUUUACAUGGUGGUCAAACUGGUUUGUCUGGGAGUUGGCUCUUUAUGUUCAGGAAGUAGCAGCAGCACUCGUUGCACUGCAGGCUGUAAGGCAGAGUUUCUUAGUCUGUGUUUGGUCUAAUAUUUCAGAGUUACUUCCUUAAAAAAGUAAUAAUAAAGUUGAAUUUCGGUCACGUAUUUUCCUUAAAAUAGAUCUGUUGAAUUUUCUUAGAAAAUCUCAGGCACAUCAUUCAAUCUGGCGCUCUUAAAAUGGCUAGUUUCUAAAAAAUUAAUAUCAAAAUUAAAAAUACAAUGAAAUAAUUUCUUCAAUCUGCAAUUCAUAACACAAAAGCGUUUUCAUAAUGCCCUGACUGUUCUUGUUCUGCACCACCCACACCACCCAUUCUUAAUUCCCAAUAGCUUCCCACCAAUGCUUUUCUCAUUAUUACCAGACACACCUAAUCAAAUGCCUAUUCCGCUUUAAUUCUCCUCUCUAGCUGAGGGAAGCAUUGAGCUAAAAGAAGAGUAAUUGCAUUGCUUUGACCUCCCAAUGUUUAUUAAACCUAAUGGCAUUGUCGGGAUAAAUUCUCAUUAAAGCAACAACUGCCAGCCUCCGCACCCUUGAAAUGAACUCUUUUAUUUCCAUUUCGGUGCAGCGGUAGUGUUUAUUCCUGGGAUUUUUAAUCCCCUUCACUGCUAAUCAAUACCAUGAUACUAGCAAAAGGAGGCUGGAUGUAGUUUGGUAACCUGUCUUUACUGACCUAUCACUGUAAGGAAAGUGCGUCAGACAGUAAUAUUAUCUGCUAAUGUGACCUCUCCUCACAAUAAAAGGUUUGAAUGAUUAGUUCUAGGGGAAUUUAGCCCCCAAGACUGUAAGGGUGGGGACUUUAUUAUAGUGUCCUAAUAAUUGGCUCUGCAUUUGAUGAUUCUGGUCCCAGUGAUGGAUCCCUUAAAAGCCUCUCUGGCUGCAGUAAUUGACCAGUUCGGAGGCAAUAGAGGAUGAGAGGGAGGGAGCAAAGGGCAAGAUGAUGAAGUAAGGGGCCUCCAGUGUCCUUGUCAUCCUAAUUUACUCCACAGUAUUUACCUUGAAAAGCCUGCCACGCUCCCGAAAUAGCAGGAGUAUUUAGUCUGCUCCAGGGACAAAGGUGGGACAAAGGGAGGCGAGAGGGUGGAGUCAAGCUGUACUAUACGGCGUCUAUCAAACUUGAAUGAGCUUGACAUCUGCUUCUUUUGUUCUCAUGUGAGCCCUACAGUUUAUGGUCGAAUAAAUCAGUGCUUCUCAGUUUUGGUGGUGGGUUUAAGCUUGUGCUGUAUCUCCUGAAUGCAAGUGAAUACACUUUGUUUUAUUUUGUCAACGUUUUACUUUUAUUUAGUAAAAUUUGGAUUUAUAUUUAGUUUAUAAGUCAGGUCAGAGUUUCAUAAAACUAUAAGACCACUUUUUUUUUUUUAAAGAAGUUAUAGGUAUCAUUUAAAAAGAUGUGCUGCAAAAUAUUAUUAUUAUUAAUAAUAAUAAUAAUAAUAAUAAUAAUAAUAAUUACUUUAUUUUUAUAGCACUUUUAAAAACAGAAGUUUAAAGCACAGAACAUCAGCACAUGGAAAUAAAAAAUAAAAAAAGCUAUAAAACAUAAAAUGAGACCAUGAGGACCAAAAUAAAAACAUAAAAUAGGCAAGAAAAAAAUGUAAUGAAAAAGGGGGUAAAAAGCAGGGAAAAGGAUAGUAAAUAAAAAAAGAUGAUAUUAAAACUGAUAUUAAAAUCAUAACAAAAUAAUAAUGAUGGUAAUAGUAAUAAUAAAAUAGAAUAACAAAAAUGAGCAGAAAAAAAAAAACAAUAAAAUCAAUAAAAGGCCUAAAAGGUUAAAUAGGAAAAGAUUAUAAGUAAAACGAAGGCUUAAAAGACAGUAAGUCGAAAUAAGAUGGAGGUAAAAGAGAAAAGAAAAAAGAGAAAGAAAUGAGGAUCUAGGCUGGGUGCUACAUUGCUAUCACUGUGUGUCAUUUUAAUGUGUCUGUAAAAGAUGAGAGGAAUCUGUGAUCUCUGCUGCAGCUGGCUUUAGUAUUACUGAGGGAUUUAACAGGCAUUUGAAAACAUAAUUCACACACCUCAUUAACGGCUGAAUGCCAGAGCAGCUGAGGGAUAUUUUAUCACUCUCAUCUGGAAAAAGGAAACAAUAUAUGAUAGUUAAUACAACAGCAGAGCCGCACUGUAUCAUAGCUGCAUUUCAAAUUAACUACAUCUGUGUCCAGAGUGUCCGAAUGUUAUGAUUUAGGGUAAGGAUUUCAGUCUUUCCCCCUCCUAUUUCCUCCCUUGUAUCUUUCAUACCAGUCUCUCUCUAGUUAAAACAUUUCUUUUAAUCUUGCUUCCUUCAGUCUGUAAUUUCCAAGCCCACUGUAAACCCACUACCCCCUUUUAUCCUCUUUUCUAUCAGAUCAAAAGGUCAUGAACAAUCUGUUGCAAUGUUACAUAAAUUCCUCUAGUUUUCCAGGCUUCAACUGAAUCAUUAGCGUAAACAUUACUCUCUGUUAUCACGUUUAGUUCCUCCCUAGACUCGAUGGUCGUGCACAUGUAUUUUUUGAUAUCUUAACUUCAGAUUGAACACUUGUUAGAUUCAAGAAAAGCAGUUUUAAGACUUUGAAUUCCUUGAAAAUGAAACUCCACCAUGCUUGCUCCACCAUUCCUUAUUAAAUCAACUCAAUGCCCCCGACUUUCUUAUUGUUUAUACCACCCUUUCUCUGAAAAUAGUGGUUCUGUCCAUGUGCAGAUUGCUGUAUAGUACAUAGUGCACUCAGCUAGAGCGGGCCUUAGCUGGACUUAUGUUUGCUUAAGCUUUGCAUAUUUGUAUAGAUUUUGUUUUGCCAUAUUGCCGCCCUUAUUUCUGAUUAUGUGUGGCCUCUGUCACAUGAUAUUUACCCUGCAGCCACUCUGUAUUGACAAAACUCCAGCAGAGCUGCUCCAAGAGGAGGAACUCAAUCGUUCAAUAACACAUUACUGAAGAGAAUCAAUCGUUUUAUUUCAAGGCGUUCUGUUUAGGGUAUUAAUGUAUUUAGAAGGUGGCUAUAUGCUGAAAGUUCAGUCAGAGCUUAUUCAGUCCUGGCAUUCUUAGUCAUAUGACAUUUCUGCCAGUAACAUUACAAACCACAUGACCCUCCUUUGUGGCAUGCUUUGUUUGACUGUGCUUACAAAGAAAGUCGGAGCCAAAUCCCAGAUUCAACUGUGUUUGCACUGGAGACAUUAGACUAAUCCCUCCAUUUCCCAUCAACCCAUGUGUAAUUAAGUCUAAGUUCAUGGAUCUUAAAGGCUGGACGUCAUUAGCAAUUUCAGAAUUUAACAUGUAAAACAAAGAUGAUGCUAAUUACACGGUCCUGUUUAUUUCAACAUAAUAAUUAUCAUGAAAUUAUAAUUAUAAUCUCAUACAUCCUUGCAAAUACGGAUAUGUAAUUAGGGGACACCACCUCCCUGCAGUCCUGACCCAGUGUUUGUUUCCACAUAACUAGAGGCAUCAAUCAGGAAGUGAAUUGUCAGGAUAUGGGCAAUGUGCACACAGAUAUCCGGAUUUGACAGGAUGAGCUGUCAAAGUCAGGACCUCAGAAAGGACGGAUGUUUCUGAUACAACUGACACGGGUAUGAUAACCGCUAAAGAGAUACAAAAACUACAUGGAAACAACAUGAUCUUCAGGACAUUUCAGGCUAAAAAGAUACUUGACAGUUUUAACUUGGUGGCCAUUUUCCUCUUUUUCAACAAAGUGUAAGAAGCUCAGUCGCUAUCAUGUUCUUCUAAUAGCUCCCUGCAUUGAGUCACAUGGAUUAAGAGUCUCUGAGUCAUUAUCCUUUUAACCACUUCUUGAGGGAUUAGCAACUGUGAAAGCAAGCAACAGUUUGAACUCAGACAUCUUUAAAAUUUAAACAGCAUAUUUAAAAAGCUACUAGCUACAAUUAGACAACAGCUAGCAUUAGCAUCAGACACUUAGCUUAGUCAACAUUGUUCGUGUUAGCCAGUGCUAGCUAGGAACUGGCCAGAUGCCUAGCAUUCAAGUGUUAAGCAGGAGAAUUAAAAAGAUUUGUCAAUUAUUUCUGAAAAUACACAAAAAUUAAUCAACUUACAACCUCAAACAAUUGUACAACUUUAAAAUAGCACUUUAGCUUUCCAUUAUAAGUGUGAGGAAAUGGUGGCUGUGGGAAUCAAACCACUACCUCCAGUCUUAAAAAAAUGAAGAGCUACAAACUGCAGUUACCAGAGUGUCCACUGGAGGCAUGCUGCAAAAUCACUGGUUACCACAUACACCCAUUAGAACAAGCAAAUAAAGACACAUUGACAGACUAGUUCAAAUAAGAGUUUUAGUCUGAAUAGCCCAUUUCUCCAUCUCCACUCACUGUAGGGGUGAAUUUUUCUUAAUAACACAUUCACUUUGAAGAUAUUAAGGUAACAACUUUUGUGUAUAAGGCACAGCUGACUUAAAUGAUAGUCGGGCACAUGGUAGCUGUAGGGGAUGAGGCUCAAGGCGCACCUUUACUCCACUUUUUUGCCUCUCAUUGGGACAACUUAAGUUAGGUUUAGUCAGCAUUUCCAAUACGGCCACCAAGGUUAUUAUCAUAAAUGCAAACAAAUGAAAAAACAAAGCUUUAUAAACACCUUUCAAAUGCUGAAAUUCUCCUUUAAGAACUGAGUGGAUUGCUUUUAUUGAUGGUGGGGGGAGAGGGCCAUCAGUGGGCUGUCUACAUUGACUAAUAGGGAAGGAAGCUAGUUAAUUUUAACACAAGUGCUGACUAUGACAAGGCAGAUAGCUGAAUAGUGCAAUCUGAGUUUUCCCUUACAUUACUCAGGGUUUUUUGAUUCUUGCUCUGACCAGAAUCCCAAAUUUCAGAAAACCAAAACUACUGAAAACUAAAUGAAAACACUCAACCAGACUUAAACAACAGCAUCAAAAACGUAAUAAAAACUAGACUGACAGUGGAAACAUGAUAAAUGGAAGCAGGGAAUGGUAAGAGAAGCAAAAAGUAAACACAGAGACUGAGGGGGAAAUUAAAAAGCAAAGGGAAAUCGAGAGGAGGAAACAUUUUGUGAGUGCAUGUGAGGAGCAGUUACACCGCCACGGCAAAUGAAAAGGGUGUGUUUCUUCGUCUAAGUGUGAAGCACUGCAUGUUUUAUCCAGGCUGAUGCACUUUUCCACGACACAUACUCCUUCACAGUAUGUUGACUCUGUUGUAUUAAAACAGUAUAGCAAAGCUCAUAGCUUAGAGAGUCAUCUGAUGCAGCUCUGCUAUUUAUACCCCAGCUCUUCCAUCACUAUGGACUAGCCUUGUUAGCACCACAGCACCUGGCAGCACAGUCAAGGCUCACAGUACCUAUAGCUCAGCAUCACUGUGCUGCCCACUAUUGCAUUUCUACAGUAAACACUCCAUUUCCCCUCCUUCACCUCCUCCUCCCACCCUUCUCACAUACAAACACCCAGCACAGCAGUUUGCUGAGUCAUGCUAACUGGCUGCGUUGGGGGUUUGUUUGAGAUUUUGUGAUCGGCUUGAGGCGAGGAGAUUGUGUUCUGGGGCAGUGGGCCAGAGCUCUCUCUUUUUGUUUACACGGGUUUUUAUCAUGUAAACACACCAACAAACUGGCCUCAAAUUAGACUCUUAAAUAUGUAUGCAAAAUAUAAUUUAAGCAGUAACAGGAGUAUACAAACUUAACAUCUAAAGUACGAUAUGUUUCUUUGCACAGAAAUGAUCACUGUUGAAGCUCAUAUGUGUCCAUAUUGACGCUCUUUGCUCUAUUUAGCUCUAUUUAUUCUGUUUACACGUUUACUUUCUUGAAAGUGAAAACUAAAUUUUGUUCAAAAGCAGGAUGUUUACUCCCAAAAGUCUGCAUUACCUUACAGCAAAGAGCAAAUAUUCAUAUUCCCAUUUGAAGUGGAGCUCUCUUUUUGGUGUUUGAAUCAGAGGUGGCAAGCCAGAACAUGUCAUGGGUGUGUGAGAGAGAGAGAGAGAUAGAGAGAUAGAGAGAAAGAGAGGCUUCAUAAAGGAGCUACAGUAGACAGAGUGAGGAACAGAUGGAGAGUGAUGCAGACAGAGACAGGUCACAUGAUUCAGUGGUAGUCUCAGGUCAUGCAUCAUAAACAGCUCUGUGGCUUUUCCGUCAGUAACCUUUGACACACUUGAUCACAACUUGCCUUUGUGUGGUUGUUUAAAAGACUUGUUUAUAAUGGAGAACACUCCGGGAUGAACUCACAUGGAGAAAAAGGAUUAAAUUGUUGUUUUCAGUUUUUUUUCUGUAAUGAUGGAUGAUGCAUAACCUGACAUUAGUAAACAUUAAAUCUGAAGGGUUGAAACAUUUAUUCCUGAAACAUGUCAGUACUUGAGGAUUGUUUUAGUCACGGCCAACACUUUAACUACGUAAAUGGUGUGAGCAAUAUUAACUUAAAAGCUCCUAUUAAGCAAACAAGAUCAUCAGUGACAAGAUUGAUGAUUCUUAUAUUGUUAAACAGCCUGGAACCUGCCGGAGAGAGUAGGUGUAUCCUAUAUAAUAUACACAAUAAAUGAUUCAUUUGACUGUCAAUAUUCUAGCAUGCAGAGGUUAAGAUAAGCAGAGGUUGUUUUGUAAACAAGGGGCGCCAAAAUUUACUUAAAAAGUUCCUCACUGGAGCUUUAACUCCUUUUGCAUAAACACAUAACGUCUCAUGAAGUGAAAAAGUUGUAUUACAGAUAUUAAAGAUCAUUUGAAGCUAAAAAAGGAACAAAUAAGCUGGAUAGUAAUUUCUUUAAAAGCAUGCAGCAAACAAGUGACUCCAUGUCCACAGAAUGAAUAAGUCCCAUUGAGUGUAUGUGUUUAGCCCACAGAAAGAUAGGUCAUAGUUACAGUACAUUAAACAUGUGAUUUAAAAGUGACUUUUUAUCGUACACUUGAUUUGCUUCCCGUUUUUAAGAGUGUAUGUCUGUGGAAAAAGCAAAGAGAAAACAGCAGAGUAAGGGCAUUUCUGAAUUUCCUCUUUUAAGGAGUCAUAGAACUCUUACAUCCUUGAAUCACAUUUACUAUAUCCCCUUGUUUCCUUUGUCCGGGGGGAUUUCACAUCAACAGUCUUUUAGCUUUUUUUCUUUAUGUUGCUUGAAUAAUGUUGCUGGAUACAGACAGGAGGAUAUAAUGUGUAUGCUUCCAGCUGCUCAGGUUGUCCAAGGCCAGACCAGGCUAGUCUUGUCCUCUUCACUGUCCCCAUGUUGCUUGUAAUGAGGUCUGUCCUGUCUCUCUCUCUCUCUCUCUCUCUCUCUCUCUCUUUGCUGUGCCCUCUUGGUACCUUCACAUUAAUGUCUUGCGAGGUGCAGCACCGAGAGAUAGAAGCUCUGUGUGGAUUUAUCUGUGUAAAUGGCAUCUUUUGUGUCACUGUCAGACUUUCCUCCUGUUGGUACAGUCUGAGGCUACACUUGCUUUGUUAACCUGCCUCCUCUCCUCACCUGGUUUGCUCUCACUCUUGAUGGAUUCGGCUCAGUCUGCCUGAUCUAGACUCUAACGCAGGAACUUUUUACUUGCAACCAUAUGGCCGUGUCUCUUUGAGGACUGCAGACUGGACUGUUUAACUCUACUUCAGAGAUAUUGCGCUGCCUUUAGAUAACAUUACUUGUGCAAACCUUUUACUUAUCACGGUUGCUAUGAAUGCUUGGAGCUAUGAAUGCUCCAAAGGCGAAAUAAAUAUAAAAAAGGUCUGAAAAGGAUUGAAAGAGUGGACUGUGUAGAGAGCAAAUGAUCUUCAGCUAAAGAAAAGUAUUUUCCAUGAUACAUGGGUUGACCUGCCUCAUCCUUCCCCUUGUUCAGCUCUAGCUGUCUCCUGAUAAAUGGGUUAAGGUGCAGACUCAGUUUUUUUCCCUCUAAGCAGGGCUAAAGUUCAUUUUUUCUGCAGAGUUUGCACAUCUGGUCACUGUGCAGAUUUCCUUCCCUUACAUACUAGUCAAUGUGUAUCUGUUUAUCUACCAGCUUUGAUUUUAGAGACAUUUUACUCCUUUAAAAGACGCCUUGUUGACCUAAUGGAAGUGCUCCACUAGGACUAGAAUGGGAAUAACAUUUAACCUUGGCUGUACGAGAGUCGCAGCAUGACAUAACCUCUGGCUAUCUAACAGCUCACAUUCCUGAGUGAAGUCUAAUGACAGACCGAAUCAACAAGACCGACCUUUGUACUUCGAUUUGACGGGUGUUUAAAGAAAAGACAUCAAUUCUGCUUCUGUUAUUCUGUCACGCUGAUGACUCUAUUUUUUGUUGGGAAAUCUUAGAGCUUUAUUUAUGUCACUUUGUCAUGAGCACCGGUUAUUCUGUUUUUGUUUGGUAACUCCAAGAAAGUCAGUUUAUUCUGAUCCUCCAGUGUGUGGGAGACAGACUGUGAAAGAAGUGGGUAACUUUUGACACACAAACCCACUCAUGAGCAAAAAGUAAAAGAGUCUACCAAAGGUGUUUGAGAGGUGUGAUCACUGAGUUUAUGCAAACACAGAUUAAAAGAAGUUCCUUUUGGCUAAUCAGCAUUAUCAGGCGUCCUUUGCAGCUCCAGAUAAAUUAUCAAUCAAUGAGUAUGACCUUAUUCUUUGACAAUAGCCUCUUUUCAGUGAUAGGAGUGGAGUGGAUACCUUAGGAUAUUUGUGUGCUAACACCAUCAGCCCAAGGAUCAGCAAACAAAGAGAGAGAAUUUCCCUUCAGAGCAUUCUUGGGAAGUUAUGUGCCAGAGCAGUUGUAAAUAAGUUGUAGUUUGCUGUAUGUAUCUGUAUCUGUCUUGUCACUGACCUAACAAACCUUUAUCAGAAGAAACCCCUUCAUGGUACCUGGAAAUCACUGUGCUCCCUUCUGAGAGACUUUCCCAAUUAAUUGUGCUGUAAAAAGGGAUGUGUGCUCACCCCCCCCAACUGUGAUUUAUUUUCCCAUGUAGUCACUAUGUUCGACUGAGGAGGAUGUAAUGUGCCUUCGCACAGAAAUUCCCCCCCGGUCUGCAGUUACUGUAGGCAAAGACCAAGGUUCAGUGGGUUCUUAUCAGGAAAGUGCUGUUUGCUGACAGUGCUGCUCUGGGCUUUCACUCAGAGGAUCACACUCCAGAAACUCAUCAGCUGCUUUACACAUGCCUGGGUUUAGAUCGGAAACAGAAACAAUUUCUCUGUGUUACCACGGAUUUUGAAGGGUGCGGUAUCAUGGAGAUGAAUAGUUUUGUUUUGCCAGAACUGUCCUUCAGAUACUAUAUUCAAUCAACUGUAUUGACAGGGCGGCCAUUGUCAUCUAUAAACAUACUCAGUGUGGGCAGUUCAAACUCUAAUAUAAUUAUACACUGUAGAUAUAUAUGUGCGCGUGUGUGGACCAGGUUUGUAAAAUGUUUAAACUUGGGGUAUUGUCAGUGAUAGUUGGAGAGGGAAGUGUUUUAUGCUGCAGUCUCCUGAUGUAUCCCACAGGUAUCUGAAGCAGCAGUGUUGGUGGUCACCAGAUGAUAAAUGCUGACUCAGACUCAUUUGACCUAGCAAAAGACAGAGAUGUAGAAUUGGGGCAGCCUUUUUCCUUCUUGCUAACAGCUGCAUUCAGCCCACCAAGUAUUCCUUUGCAGCUACAUCCCCAAUCAUGCAAAACUCUCAACUUUAAUUUCUUCAAAACACAUGAGUAAGAGUGUGCAGAGCAGAGGAGGAGUUUGGAGUUUGGAGUUAUUUAGACCAAAACCUUUUUCUUUUGUACCAGGCUUUAGACACACUUAUUUUACUUGGAAGAUUGGGUGUACUGGGCUUUUGAAGUCUGCCUCAAGUGGACAUUUAAGGAGCUGCAUUUUCAGCAUAAACACAUAGACAUCCCUAUUUGACAUUGUAGGUUGCUGCAAUGUAUUUGUUUACUCAUUUGCACUAACCGCUGAUGCGUUUAACCUUUUGGCAUUGCUGCUGUUAGGGUUUAUAUUGCAGGAGCCAUUUUACCGUUAAAGUUUUUAUAGGUGUAGCUCGAUAGCCGGCCUUUUGUAAUCACUCAUAAAGAUGUAAUUGGUUAGUUGUAUGUCUGAGUGAAAGGGAAACUGCUUCCGAGCAUAUCACCUGACAUGUUUUAAACUGUGGAACAAUGCGGAGGUCAUUGACUCUGAGGCUUUUGGAGUUUAAUAGGUAAGAGAUGUGAGAGGAGGAAUCACAGUUGAGAGAGGACGCUGCAGCUGCAGUACAGCUGUACUUUUCCUUAAGCCUGUUAAACUCCAGACUUGAACGGUUAGAGCUUCAGAUGCUGCUACAAAUAAAAAUGUAAUAAACAUUAAUCGCAGCAAACCAAUCCCUGUUAUCUCUCAGUAUUAAGAGAGUCCACAGAGUUCUUGGAUAAGGCAGUGAAAUCAUGGCAUGGAGCCAUACGAACCUCAUGUGACCAGUGAAAGGUCAUGACACUAGCCUGUGGGUAUAGGGAGUGGCAGCCCUGAGUGCCUUUAGUGGUCAACCAGUCUCUUUCACUUGUAAAACAAUGGGCUUUCUUGACUGUGCUGUGUAUCCGACAGAAGUCUAGUGAGCCACUGCAGCGUGUGAUUCAUAUUCUUGUUUUGCCGAAGUCAGCAAAGAAGCCAAAGCUUCUUUAGGGAUUACCACUAUUAUUAAUUGGCUAUUGGCUUGAUCAUUGAUGAUGUCAUUUCCACUUACAGUGUGUACAGCUGGUGUCCUAAUGCAUUGUCUAUUUCUGCUUCAAAGUUGCGUAUCCUACUUGUUUUGUCACCCUAAGGAGCUUUAUUAGCACCUUUAGGAAGGAUCUUGCGGGUGACAUCAGAUUAUUUAUGUCAGUAGAACAGAGAGUGCAGCAGAGCAUUGUGGGAAUGCUGAUCUAAUGGGUUUGUGGAGGAUUAGGGUCAGCCGGAGUAAGGAGCUCAGGGCCUCCUUUCCUUUCCAAAAACUUUGUUCCUCAUUCUGCUGCUCUGUCUACAGAGCAUGUGCCACCUUUUGACGACUUUCACUCUCAUUAUUAAUACAUUCAUCCAUAAUAGUGCUUGUUCUGUCUCAUGUCCGUGCGUGAGUACUUCUCUAUAGCGCACCACAGGAUGUACUUUUCCCGUCACAAUGCGGUGGCCUGUUCAGUGCACAUGACGUCUUAUACAUAACCGAAGAAUUCAAAUCCCAUGUGGUCCAUAAGCAGUGAACCGUUACUUUUCUCCCAGCGGCGCUCAGAGAAGGGGUCCUGAGGUUUAGUGGUCAACCAGUCUCUUUCACUUGUAAAACAAUGGGCUUUCUUGACUGUGCUGUGUAUCCGACAGAAGUCUAGUGAGCCACUGCAGCGUGUGAUUCAUAUUCCGGUCUUUUCCACUGGAAUGAAGCGGGGCCGCCGACACCCACUGUAUUAUGCUGGCCUUGUCACCUUGAAAGGCCCAUCUGGAGACUGUUCACAUUCCCUGCCAGCAAAAGACCCACUGGAGAAAGAAAGUGGUGUAUAAGAAAAAUGGGCGAAUGAAAGAGGACAAAAGAUUGGUGCAGUUUGAGAAUAGAGGUAUUACAGUACUAUGCACUUUUUAUGGGUUUGAUGUGAAACCAUGGUCUACUCUGCAGUAACUAAAGGGCUGGACUGUCUGUGGUCGCUGGCUGCCAGUGUGGUGUGCAUGCUAAUGGCUGGCUGAAUGAAUCAGUGCCAUUCUGAUAGAGGAGAAUUGAGUACAAGGAGCCUCUUUCUAGUUAGUUCACUCUCACAGCAGCCUACUGUCUUGCUCUGUCAACUGUCUCUGAACAACAACUGUACAUGCUGAUUUAUUCCCUUUAUUUAAUGUCACAAACUCUGCCGUGCACUGUCACUGAAAGAGCCACCCAUUGUUUGUUUCAAUACAAGGACAUAUUGAUGUUUCUUUCUGGUUCAAAAUUGAUCUUAAAGCGUAUUAGAUAGAACAAUUUCUGUAGAAGACUUUGACUCCAAUGUCCUAGAGCGUGGGGUAAGAUCUGAUAAUUAUUCCUUUUGCCUGAACAGCAGUCUUAAAUCCAGAGAGAUUAAAAAGUGCUGUUCAAAACCAGAUCAGAGUGUGCCCCCGUCACUCAACUGGCCCAACACAAAGAACUUUAAAUGGAUAUUCCUUUGAAGUGGAUGAAGGAUUUGCAUUUGGUUAAAUGUGCCAUACAUUCAAGCUGUAAUUUACUCAAAUUUCUUGUAUGUUUUAAGAUACUAUCACUUGUCCUAAUGCUGGAUUAGUUAAAGCUCCUGUAAGUAAUUUUAACUGGUUGUGAAAUAGAUUAAAAUGAUUACUUAUGCCUAGGACUGGGCAAUUAUAUGAUCAUGAUAAGUUUCAGUUCGAUCACGGUGAUCGGCUGUGAGCAUAUUUACUCGAUCAAACAUAGCUGAAAUGUGCGUCACAACAGCCAAUCAGAGUCAAGCUUUUUCUGCUCACUUCUGUAUUUUGCCGGAGAAGUAAACAAAUUGACCGAAUGUGAAGCUUAACGCGGAGCAGAGGGCAGCAAAAUAGAUGUCAGCCAUGACUUUGAGUCAUCCUCCAAAGAUGUUAUUGUUAAGAAGUUGUUCAACGUCGGUUGUGUUGCGGUGGUUCGGGUAUCUCCAAAGUGAUGUCGAGCAAUUAAGCCGAUGUGUAAGGUAUGUUGGCGAUUGGUGUCCUCAAAAAGUGGCAACACAAUAGAUCUAUUUAAUCAUUUAAAGAAGUACUUCCAGAGUGAUUAUGCAGAAAGCAUGAAAAUGCGAGCAGAGUCUGUACAGUGUGUCACUGCUGGUGGUACUAGUAGCAUUAGUAGUUUAGCCACAACUAGCGGUGCAGCCACCAGACCAAAGCAGCAAUCAAUUGUAUCAUCUACUUUUCCAUCAUCUAAUGUUUACAUUUUAAGGCGUCUUUAUUAUCCCUGAGGGGGCGAUUUGUUUAUUUUGGGUCUGGCAUACCUGCACAAACACUCAGGACUGUAAACUAGUUCACUGUAAUAUUUAGUAUUUAUCUACGUUUGUUGUAUUGUUGAGUUAAAAUGUUUUUUAUAUUUUUCUAAGUGUAUCUUAUUCAAUUUGCUUUGAUAUUUACUUUGUAUGUUAAUAAAAUGUUGAACUAAUCUCUAGUUUCUUUAGUUUUUAGUACAGAUACUUUAAAUGCUGGAUUAAUUAAAGCUCCUGUAAGGAAUUUUAACUGGUUGUGAAAUAGAUUAAAAUAAUACUGAUGCCUCUUCAUGAUAACAGAAAAAAAGGCCAUGAGCUAGAAGGUUGUCUUUUUUAUUCUACAGUGUAGUUCAGUAGUUUUUCAGUGAGACUACGUGGUUUACAUGUAAUUAUAAUAGCCACAAUUGAUGCCAGUGAGUUCUGUGCUUUUAUUAAAGCAGCACUGUGUGUGUUGUGUCCACAUUUACAAAUGGAUUAUCUAAUGGCAAAGUGAAGUGCUGAAAAUACUCUCAGUGAAGCUGGCAUUUAAAGCGAGAUAAGUGCUUUGGUCGGGGUCACUCAAAAUUAGCAUUGCAGAGAACUGUUAGCCUAGCUAGCCUGUUAAUUCUCCCGGCAGUAUCUCAUUAGAGGGGCAGAAUUGAUUGGCAUCCAUUGUGGCUAAUGCACUUCACCCCACAUAAUAAAUGCUGAACUAACCCUUUAAGUUAUUUGGAAUGUCUGAAAGUGCUGCUGUGGGGUAGGUGUCAUAUGACGUAAGUAACUGCAUGCUGCUUUAACAGCAUUUCCGUUUGACAUUUUCUGGGCCAAGGUUUCUUAAUGAAUGAUACAUUUGACAUUCAAUAUAAGCAGGAUGAGAUUUUGUGGUUGUUUGCACCUAUUCAGGUCAAGAUCAGCUUUGAGAUAAAGGUACCACCUUGUCCAGGGGAGACACAGAAAUUCACCCAAAGUUACCCACAGUGGCUUUAACUCAUUGACAUCAAAGUCAUUGUAAAAAUCCAUGCUCUUGCCUCUCUGUGUUACCAUGUGGUGUUCUGUUUUGGUGGUUAAUUCAUGAGGUAUCGGCUGUUCCUCUAAGUAUGGUGAAAAUGAGGUUUGGAUCCCUUGUUGUGAGUACAUGAGACGUGCCAGAGCAGGUUGUACCUGGUGUCUGUGAAUGCUGACAAGUUUGUGUUCAAAUCUGUUCUCAGUUCUCAGUGAAAACUGGCUGGUUUAUGGGUUGCUGUUCAGUUUAUUGGCCGGCACCAACAAAAGUUUUAGUAGGUAGAGAUUAAACAUUGGUAGGAAGCAUCUGGUACAUCAUCUAGUCAAAAGCAAACACCUUUGAAAAGCAGAACUCAUUGGUGUUAAGGGGGAAAAUGUAGUUUAAUCUAAGGUGUAUUCUUUGCUUUCUAACUUGCAUCCAGAGUGGUUUGUGUUUCAGAUUAAGAAAGAUUGGAAUCUUUUUUUAAUGUGUCUUAACACAUCAGUAUCUCAUUGUUUCCACAUGAGUAGAAUAUUCUGGAAACUGUUAUUUUGUGCCUUGUUUUCAGACAUGUCCAUAGUGAGUCCGUCUGUUUGAGCAAACUAAUAAUCCACGCUUUGUUUCUUUCUCUGUCUUCUCCCCUUUACUUCUCUGCCAGGGAUCGAGUUGUGCCUGCCAGGAUGGCGUUUCUCCAUGACCAUGGUGGCCAAUUUUGUGGUGUUGGGUGGUCAGCUGUUGAUGCCCGGGGUGGCUUACCUCUGUCGAGACUGGCAGGUCCUCCAGGCUGUGAUUAUCUGCCCCCUCCUGCUGAUGCUGUCCUACAUCUGGUAAGACCUGAGCAUCUGCUGCACUCUGACACCCACACAGCUUCUGUCCUUCUGCUCCACUUUUAAAAUGUGUUUUUCACUUAAAAUUUUACAUGCGACUCUUCUACUUGGUAAAUAUGUGGCACCAUCUGCACUAAAAUUCAGCAUGUGUUAAAUUCUAAGUUAGUAGUGUUGAUGAAGUGUAAAUAAAACCUUGUUAAACCAAAGGAGCUUUUGCAGAUUUACUCGGUUUAAACAAAGAAGUGGAGAAUGUCUGAGCUCCGAGGACAAUUUUCAGCUCUAAGUUUCAUGCUGAAUUUGAUGAAACGUCUUUUCAUUAACACAGUUGUAGUGGCCUCUGCUGUGGCUGCACUUCAUUUUGAAACAAAAAAAUACUUACCUUCAUGUAUUCUCCUGCAGCAAAAGUAAGCACAGCAUCCCUAGUUCUGCUAAUAUGUACAAAACCAGCAGAAGAAAUUCAAGUAUUUGGAUUCAGUCAUCAAGAGUCAGAGGCCACGGCUCUGUUACAGUGCACCUUUAAAACAUGGUAGAAACAGUAGGAGUUACAAAUUCAACCAAACAUCAAUACAAUGCACUCCAAUCAGAGUGGGCUACAGAGAGGGGAACUGAUGGGAAAUUGAUGAGAAUUCCCACAAUGCAACAGUGCAAAAGACAGACCUAAUUACUCUGAUAAAAGAGUGAAAAAUAGUGUGCAUCCUGCAGUACUCAGUAAAUUUGCCAAGCUAUAGAAAGGCAUAUGGGACGAUCUAUUGUCUGAUUCAAUGUGAUUUUGGCCGUAUAUCUUUAAGAGGACGAUGUUCACUCACAGCAAAUAUUGUGCUGGCAAUGUUCACAACCUUAAUUUCAGAGUGCUUGUGUUGCUAGGUUGUAAAAGUUAUCCCUUGGUGCUUCUGCUUACCUAAUAAGGGAUUGUUAAGUCUGUUUGAAAAUGCUCUGUAAACACUAGAAAAAACUGACAAUGCCAUACAUCUUCUUUCUGGGAUACUUUUUAUGAUUUAAAAAAAAAAUUUAAACUGCAUAAAUGUGGUGUACCUUUGAGUGUAGAUCUGAACAAAGUUGGUAUUAGAGCUCCUGCCUUCUUUUGAUUCUGAUCUGUUAGUGAUAUAGCGGUAACUCUGAUGAGCUGAAGCAGUUUCAUCUGGGAGCGCAGUAACAAAAAUGUCUGUCGCCUGAGGACAUGUUUGCCCUCAGGAUUUGGAGAGCUGAUAACGCUGGCAUUGGGUUAGUGCAGAACACAGGUGCUGCCAUUCGUGGACCCAGACUCUUAUCAUAGCGGAGAAAAACAAAGCCGUCAAAUAGCUAUGAGGUUGAUGAUUUAAGAAUUCCCCAAGCUGACUGUCUAGAUGAAACCAGACAGUGAUGGCGGGCACAAGCUGAAUACGUUUCUGAUAAGGCGGCUGUACGUAGAAAUACAGCUGGUGAAACUGAAGAGUUCAGCGCUGCAGGUGAUCCAAGUCUGCUGAUUUAGGGAAAACAACAUAAAACCACAACAGUGCGAGACCGUAAAUUCCCCAGAACAGCUGUUCCAAAGAAAAUUAACCAGCUGAGGCAAAAUGUUGCAUUGUUAUUUUGCUGUUGGUUUUUAAAUAAACAUAUCCUUGCAAGGAGACGCUUCACCACUCAGGGGGAAUCUGUGCGACAUCGUGCACAACAAUUAUCAGAUAAUAGAGUGUAAGAAAUAAAAGCAGGGACAGAAAUAUCUUGUAGUCUUAUGUAUAUAUUUUUUUUUCUCAGUGACAAAUCUGGUUACGCUGAUUUGCAACCCUGCUGCCUGUAAAUGUCAUUUGAAUGUUCGCGAGAGUUUAGAAAGACUUUAAUUGACCAAAUGGGGGUUUUAUUAGCUGCAUUCAGUUUAAAAUGAGUUGAAAAGAGGCCCCAGUUUGACUUCCUCAUUACAGCAUGUCUCAUUACAGAGGCUGCAGCUCUUAUUGCAGUGGUUGGAGGUUCAGCUCUGUCCCUGCCUUGUGCAUGUCUUCCCCUCAGUCUCUACUCCCAACAAUAAAUAUCUCUUUUAAAGGGAUAUUCUGGCAUAAAAUUAAUCAAGGGCCAAACAUGCCUUAACACCGAGUUAGACACCCCUCGAGAGAUGAAUGUUGCCAACCACUUGCUUCUCUAGUUAUACCAACUUUAGUAACGACCGCACGAUAGCAAUACACAGCGGUGUAAGGAGCCAAACACAAACAUCAAUCAAAAAACUACUCUAUAGCCACAAAUAAUGCUCAGAACAGCACCUAACUUCAUUAACAGCACAUAUAGGGUCCUAGCCAUAGCACUAGCCACAAAACAUCUUUUUAAACUUUGCCUGAUUUCUUUAGCAAAGAGACUAAACACAACUCACCUACUCUCUUCCAGCAGCCACUUGUUUGUAGUGAGACCUCAGAUGAGUCCAUCAGCGACUGCUGUGGGGUGAUGCAGCUCAAGAAAGAACAUUUAUGAGAAUGUCUUUAUCAUUUCCUUGAAGUAAUAAUCACCAUAUUAAUCGUUUUGCACCAUGUCGAUCUGAUUGAUGGACUAGUCCGAGGUCUCGCUACAAACAAGACGGCGCUCUGAUGAAAAUUUAAAUGAUUAGUUUUCACUCAUUUUGCAGUCUCAUAUAAGGACACCCCUUUUCUUUUCAUCAGGAUCUUCCCUGAGUCCCUUCGUUGGGUGCUGGCUACUCAGCAGUACAGCCGCUCCAAGUGGAUCAUGGGACUCAUCGCACAGAAGAACCGGGUGAACAUGGAGUUCGACUGCGACAAUAUCCUUACAGGUAUCUUAAACACUGACACUCAUUAACUUGAAUCAGCACUAAAAGGCGGCUUUAAACCCUGUGAUUUAAUGAUAACUAUCCUCUAAUAGUUAUCUGGCUUUAAAUGCUCAGUGUGUCCUUUAGAUUCAGCUUCAAAACUACUAUCAAAUCUUUUUUUUGCUGGUUAUUCUGUUUGUAUCUUGUUGUUCUUUCCAAAAAGAAAGAAAGCAAAAGCAAGAUUGACAAGGUUAUAUCAGUUUCCUGUCUGGUUACCAUAGAAACAGACCAUUCAGAGGGAGCAGUGGGUGUUGAACAUUAUGUUAUGACACUCUACCUCGUUCCCUUAUUUCAUUAUAGCCUGGGUGGGUGGACAUGAGCCGACAUGGUGGCAGAUGGACGCGGGUCAGGCGUUUGACCUUUGACCUGGGUUAACUGUCAGUGCCUGCGCCCAGAGGAUGGACAGAGGUUUAGACUUGAGAAGUGAUGUGGUUUAUGUCAUAUGUAUCAAAAUAUGUUUACUCAGUUGGUUUCCGAUAUUUUUGCUCUCCCUGCUUAUCAAUACAUGUUUAAAAACGACACUGCUGGGAAAGAGCUCAAAGAGGAACCGCUCAGUGUGAAAUUAGCCGCGCUCUUUUAAUACUCUGAAACUGUGUGCUGAUGCAGCAUCGAGAAAAGUUCAUUGACAUUUACUAUCCUCUCUGUCUUUAUAGUAGCUGCCUGUCCUCAGCCCUUUAAGUAAUAUUUCCUACUUUACACAGCUCACCUCUAAAUAGUGUGUUGAGCACACAGUGUACUUAUAGCUCGUUGCAUCACAGCUGAGAAACUUUCACAGCGCUGAAACAUGACAAGUGCGUGUGUAACCGCUGAUUCCUUCGUCUGAAAAGUGAGCGCAGUGAUUUGCAUACAGUAGAUCUCGGGCUUACUCGGAGGUUUCUAGGAUCACUGGAAAAACCUCAGCAUUACAGUCAGAGAUAACCCCAAGGCAGUGGUGUGUGGAAUGCCGUCACAUGCCUGAGUCAACAUGAACACACAGAACCACAUAACCAAGGCGUGUUUCCGUGGUAACUCUGCCCUCUGAUACCAAAACAUCCCCUGCGUGCUAUGUCACAUAUCAUCGGCGGCUCAGGGGCGUUCCUGUGCCCUCACAGGAACUGUUCCUGUUCUUUUGCAGGCAGCGCUGUCGUACCUGUCAGACAAAGCAGAGGGAGGAGGGUCACAUGGGCUGAAACGUGAACACUAAAGAUACUUGUGGAGUUUUUUAGGGGUGCAACAAACCAGGCUGCUCUCAUUUGAGCCUUUGAAGAAUCUUUGUUGUCUAAUUUAUUUGACCUGAAAACUUAAUUUGAUAUCUUUUUACCAUCUUCAAAAGCCUCUUUUCAAUCAAACAUGGAAAGUGACAAAUGCAUUGUAGCUUUUGACAUUAAGAGAAGUAGACAAGAUGCCAUUUUUUUUAUUUGUUUACGCCUCCUAUGGCCAAGGUGGUGCAUUCAGUCUUUGCUGAUUUCAUCCUGUACCUGUGCAUGUCUUUUUUUUAAAAACAAAAAUAUAUCAUGAUUUUUCAAAUUUGAUAACAUAUAUUGAGAAUUUUUGCAGAGAAAAUGUGCAAAAACACUUUUUCUGUAUGACGCUAUGAAUUAUUUUGUUUGACCUCAUGUCGCUUAUGGUCGUAUUUAAUGUGCAUGUUUGUAUAUAUGCAAUCAUCUCAAUGUUAUUCAGUUUCAUAACAAGCUAAAACUCCAUACAGGAGCUUUAAGACAUAAAGAAAAACAUUUGGAUCAAUUUGUUGCUCUUGAGUGUUGGUGUUUGAACUGUGGCUGGGGUCAGGGGCCAGGAUAUAGGAUAUAAGUGACAUAAUUUUCAUUUCAUUAAACUGCUUAUAUGGUACAGCAGUCAAAGAUAAAAAAUUGUAUACAAACUCUCACAUGAUUUUGUUUCUCUCCUUCCAGAGCUGCAAAAAGCUCUUCAAAAGAAACCCAAAAAGACGUGUAUCGUGAAGAUGGUUGGGACGAGGAACCUGUGGAAGAAUAUUGUCGUGCUCUGUGUCAACUCGUAAGUGUGUUUUCCACCUGUUACUCCUCAGAAGACGGUGUGGACAGUUAUUCAUCAGGUUCUGUGUGUGUGGGAGGAUUGGGAGAAAAGGGAAAUGGGUGUGCGUGCUUGCAUUGUAUGUGUGUAUAGGGCGAGGCAGUGCCAGCCACACACGCCAUUUUGUGCAGGCAAGAUGCCACUGUUAACCUGCAGCCUGGAUGCAGCAUUGAUCAGCGAACCUAGAUGCUUUCGCCCUCCCAUAUUUUCUCCACUCUCUCUUUUCAUCUCAGGAGGGAUCUGAGCUCUUCUCUCUCCGUCUGAGACCUUUUCUACAGACCCGGCUUUUACUCUGCUUCUCUGUGCCCCUCACUCCCUCAGUCAGCAUGAAUUUUACAUGAGCUGUGUCCUUAUGAAACAUUAGACAACCAGGGGAGAGGGUGUGAGUGUUUGCACGCUUUUUUGUUGUAUGCAUUUGGGGUGUGUGCUUGAGUGUCAGUUAGUCAUGCAAGAGUGUUUGCAUACUCGCAGAGGUAGAGAUAAGGGUAAAAUAAGGGAGAUAUACCUUGAACUUUUUCAAUCUUUUGCACUUUUCUUUAUUUAUUUUUUCCUUGUUUUCCAUCUUUUAUUACUAUUUUUUUUCCCCCACCUUAUUAGAUAUCCCUUUUUUCCACUGUGACUUUGCCCACAUGUUAGCUGCUCUGAUAUUAACUCUACAUGACCAUCAUGUCCUCUAUGUACCCAGGCUAACAGGCUACGGGAUCCACCACUGCUUUGCCCGCAGCAUGAUGGACCCUGAAGCCCAGGAGACGACCAUGUUUCAUAACUUCUAUGCAGACUACUACACCAUGGCGGGCAUUGCAGUGGCGUCCUGCAUGGCGCUGUGCCCAGCAGUGGGCCUGAUGGGCCGGCGAGGUGGACUUCUCAUGUUUAUGAUUAUCACAGCCCUGGCAUCUCUGCUGCAGCUGGGACUGCUCAACUGUGAGUGUUUGAAGCAGAAAACAAGCCCGAUUACAUCUGGAAGAAAGUACAAAUAUGUUGUUAAUUGUGACAGUUAUUAGCAGAAUUUAGUUUUGAAGAAGUUUUAUAUCAGAAAUGAAUCAGGAUUUGGACUCUUAAACCUCAGAUGAACGGUUCAAUUAGCUGAUCCUAAAACCAAUGAUUCUCUGUGCAUGUACCCUGAUCUAUUUUGUACUUUGAACUAUAGAGCUGAAGUGUUAUCCAAAAGUUAUUCACCUUUACAGGAGCUAAUGUGAUGCUUUGUUCAAAAGAAUACAGACACUGAUUUUUUUUAAAUACUGGUGCACCAAAAAUAUAAUCGACAAUCUACACAGCAGCUGAAAUGAUUGUAUAUGUAAGCAGAACAUUGAAGUAAUUGGCGUAAAAAUCAAGUGUUUUACAUCCGAGACCAGCACCAUCAGCCACCACAGCCUCUGUCAGACAUCAUAUCGUUCUGCUGUCUGAGCCUGAGUGCCAGUGUGCGAGCAGUCUUUUGUUCAUCUGUGGUGGUUUAAAAACAGCUGCCAUUACAGUGAUCCUGAAUCUCUGUGUAAACAUCACAGCCCUUUAGCUGUUUUUGUCGGUGAAAACAAGAUGCACUGAAAUGACGUCUCUGCCUGGACUGCAUUUCCACUGGAAAUUUACUCUGAAGAAAUGCAAAUUUGUACUUUUGUCCUAUUGUCACCUCAGGAAGAAUCUGUUAGUCAAAUUGAAAACACUAAAUUUUGUCAUCUGACGUACUAAUACCAUAACUGGUCAUGGAAAUGAGAUCUACUUUCAACUAAACUUUAAACUGGGAUGAUUUAGUGGCAAAUGUUUAGACAUCAUUAGUGUUAACUGACUUCCAGUACAACUAUUUUAUAAUAAUAGGUUCAUAUCAGGUUCAUAUUCAGAAAAUCUGAUAAUGCCAAGCAAAUUAAAGAAGCAACAGUGCUGGUAAUAUUUUUGAAUAAUUUGGUCAUGUCCUGUUUAGAUUAAAUUAGAUACAACUUUAUUUAUCCUUUUGGGAAAUUAAAAACUGUUCACGAUAAUAGAGUAGUUAGUUGGUGUCAUACAAAUUUAGUAAGUUAUUUUAAUUAUUCUUCCUGUUAACCAUCUCAGUGUUGACAUUUGUACUAAUUUGAGUCCAAACAAAAGUUAAAAUAUUGUUCUCCUUUUGUAAUUUUAGUUAUUUCACGUAUAUAUUUUGUCUAUAUUCCAUGUUUCUGUUGUUUGACUGGCUAUCUCAAAAUCUUCCUAUGAGGGUGCAUUUUCAAAAAAAUACAAAAUAAUGAUGGAUAUGCACAGAUGUAUAUAUAGAUGGAUAAGGAUUUCUAAAAUAAUCAUUGUAUUUAUUCUCAGCUGUCUUCCCAGUGAUCUGGUAUGUAGUUGUUUCUGUUUGAGAAAUUUUGACCACUCCAAGUCCACAUCCUAUCUCCUAUUCACAUGCUGUAAAUUUUACUGAGUGUUUUAAGGACUCUGCUGCCUUUACUUGUUUCUAAUGGACUAGUCGGACAUGAUUACAAACUGCUGUUUUAGUCAAUGUUUACCAAAAAGUGCCCUGGAUGAUCAAAACAGUACACAAGUCCGUUUAUUCAGUUACAAAUGAGCAAGACUUAAUGUUUAACCUGAGUCAACACGUGGAGGUUUUGCUUACGUUUCGUGCUAGCAGCCAAAGUAGUGGCAAUAAGGUUUGCACAACAUGUUGUUCUUUGUUUAGUUUCUAAUGACUCACUUAGGAUUGAGCGAUUUGUCUGAGUGAUACUGAGGAUUCGACUGUUUUGUGUUUCUCACUGAUACAUAUCUUUCUCUCUUUUAUUCUCCUCUAGUGCUGGGGAAGUACAGUGGCCAUCUGAAUAUAGGUAUGAUUUAUUUCCUCACUUAUGAAUCCUUUUUUUUUUUUUUAAUAAGGGAGAUAAACUAAUCAACCACAAACAGGAGCCCUCAAACACCUCUAACAGAUCCACGUUUAUUCAGAGAGAGAAUUGAAUGGUCCUGUUUGUUGCUCUGUCUUGAUGAGGUUUUAGGAAAUGUGCAGCAGGCAGACAUCUCACAGUAUUUCAUUAGGACGAUACAAGCCCUGCAGAGACACAUAAUGAAGUGCUCAAUGUAAUUAUGGCUCUCUAUUCCCUUAUUUAUCCCCUUUGUGUUGAAGAGGGCGACUCUUUGUUUGAGAGAUGUGAAUCUCUCAACUACACUUCCUUUUCUGUUAUCCUUUCCAACCCAUCAGCAGAGCCCGCUGAUCCUAUUUUCUGCCUUCUUAAGGGUGUUUUACUCCAUCAUAAGUGGCUUGUUUGUGGUGGGAAGACUCACAAUUUUAUUUUUAAAGAAGUUAAUCUGCACCACCUGAAUACAUUAUUUUAAUAUAGUCGUGUAAUGUGAUUGAAAUUAACCACCUUCAGUGUUAUCCAGCAUUAGAAAUAAUCACACAUAGUCGUACAUUCAUUUGCAGAUUCAGUUUAAUUGAUUUUUUUUUUACUGCUAUAAUGAAUUAAAAGUGAGUCAUUCCACAUAUAAAUACAGUUUAUUAUAGUCAUUCUUUUAAUGUAGUAUUUUAUGGAUGAAUACGUAGAAUUUAGAAACAACUAAAUAGCCUAAUUCUGUGUUUUAGCAUUACUUAAUGGUUGUUAUCAAACUAAAUGUUGGUUUUAAGCUUUUAAAUCUGUUGAAUUGAAGCUCCUGUGAGCAACCUUCAGUCUGUGCAGCUUUUGUUCCCUGUAUUUUUGCUGAUUAAACUCUGAAUAUGUUCAAGUGGUGUUUUUAACAUCCUUCCAACACAUUACUCGCCAUGAAUGUCUUUGAUCGCCAGCGUCAACAAAAUCGAUUUGAGGCACAGUGAGGAGUUUUUCACUGGUGAAGAGGCCGGCUGAAAUUGACACUGAUGCCUCUAUAUACCCUUCAAAAGCGAACUAGACCGGCAGCAUUUUUCAGUUGUAGUUUUUGACACUUGAAACUGCUGUGAGGGGGUAGGUGUCAGACAAGAUGAUUGACAGCAGGCUGAAGAAAUAGCUUUAUUUCGACUUUAAUGUCAGAGACUGCAGGAUGAGGAAUUCCUCUGAAACGACUAAUUUCACACAUACAGUGUCAGAGAUAAGACUAAGGGCUCUAUUUUGGUGCCUCGCCGGAGACGUGCCGCAAGCGCAGCGUCAGUCAGAUCCGCCGCGCUGACAAGGCGUUCCCAAGCACAUUUUGGUAUUUUGGUGAGCCGCGCAGCCCGGCGUAAGUAUCCCCCCUCCCUAACUCAGCUCCUCCCGGCAGCAUAAAUCAUAGACGGGGAGGAGAGAGGGCGUAUAGGGGGUUUAACACAGCCGAGACCUGUUUUCACCAAUCACAUUAGCUCCUCUCCUCGCCUUUAAAUCCGCCACAGGCGAGGCGUAUUACUAUUUUCAUGAAGUAGUCAAAGAGAUCAAGAGAUGUCUGAAGACAGUUAUGCCACACGAUGGCGACAGAGGGCAGCUGCUCAACAAGUGUCCUCCACACUUUCUCAUCUGAGCACAGAUGGAUUUGGUGUGCGUAAUGUUGGACCCACUGGUAAGACAAACACCCUUUUCCACAAAUAAAGACACUCACAUAAAGUUGCUCAUAUUCAAACCUCACGUGACAAAGGUGGGUUGAGCGCACAGAUCACAACAUAAACUCCAAAAAUGGCAUUAAAAUCGGAACCAUCUGUGCGUAAAUGACGCAUCGCGCUCCGUGGCCUGGCUCUUUCUUUCAUAGAUGUUGGCAUAUAAAAUAAAUUUGGCUCACUGAAUAUUAUAAUAUCCGCAUGUCGGCUUAGAGAAGAUCACGCAUCUGAGCACUGAAACAAAUCAUCUGUUCAGCUGCAGCAGCAGCAAGACGGACAGAGGACACGGAGACGUGUCCAGGUCGAGCUGUGCGAGAAAUAAGAGGAAGAGGAAGAAAGAAAAGGAGGGAGACACAUUACAUAUCUUGUUAACUUCAUCAUGUGUGUUUAUUUACUAGAUGUUUAAUUUAAUUUGAUGCGGUUUCAGCUGUAUUGAUUCGGUCAGGUUGUGUGUCCAAACACGUGCCAAACGCGCUCAUCAGAUCAGAUAUAGAUCAGAAUAUAUCUAUAUAGAUCUAAAUAUAUGUGCUGACUCGGAUUAAUAGUUGAUGAUGAUUAUUUAUUGCACUGAAAUCUGCCUGACACUGUGGAAACCUGCCGGUGAGGCAUCAGUGACGUAUGUCGAUACGCCGCCGGUCUACCAAAAUACUACUAGACCAGCUGCGUUCCGCCUUGCGCUGAAAGCUGACCAGGUUUGAAUCGGCGAGCUUUCAGCGCACUUUACACGCCGUUGGCGAGCACGAAAAUGUCACUGCGCCAGCUGAUUCUGUCGACACCUCCCUCUGCCACGCCACCACGCCCAGCUUGGCGGAUCUCGGCUCGCCUCCGUGCGGCUCAGUCCACGAAAAUACCAAAUUGGCCUUACGCUGGGCUCCGCCAGACGAAAAUACAACUGCGCGGGGCUCGCCGCCCUCCGCCGCCUCACCGGCGCGCACAAAAAUAGAGCCCUAAGAGUGCUCAUUCAGCACCGCAAAAAAAGAGAUUUCAUGUCUGACGCACUUCUCUUCUCUUGCACAAGGUAAAAUCAGCAUAAGGAUUAGAUUAGAUUAGAUCAGGCCUACUCUUUAUUCUGAUCACAAAGGCUAUCUUUGAUUCUCCCAAUGUCUGUAUGUUCUGUGACUGCAAUAAAAUGGUGCAGUAUCAACUUUGAAACUCAAAAAUGAAUGUUAACUAUAAAACUCUGUGUCAUCUGUAAAUAUGUGUUAGUUUAUAGUCCUAAAUGUGUGUGGCUCUAUUGUGCUUUUGUCCAUUUUAUUGUUACUGAGCACCAACUGCCGUGUGUGUGUGUCUCCACUGCUUUGUCUGCAGACAGCUCAGGUACGCUGAACAAGAACUUCUCCAUCGCCUUCUCCAUCAUCGGCAUGUUCUCCUCCCACGCAGUCAGCAACUUGAGCAUCUUCUUUUGUGCUGAGAUCACACCCACUGUGAUCAGGUAAGCCCACUGUUACAAAAUGUGACAGUAGAGAGGGAAAGAGUGUUUUUGUUGUAGCUGUGGGUUUUUUUCAUAAUUUGAACAUCUGUCAAGAAAUUUAGUUGAUUAUUGUUGGAGGUUUUUUUUUCUUUUUUUUCAUUUUCUUAAAUUUGAGCUCCUACCUCAGUUAUUCUCGUGUUUGUUUCCAUGGUAUGACUUGUUCCCGAUGAUGGAUUAGCUGCUCCACCUUCUGUUAAUGAAGAGUAUUGAAUCAUCGAACCCCAGGAAACAACAGACUCUCACAGUUCAGUGUCAAAUGUAAUCCACAUCUUGUACAAAUUAGCCGUCCCCCCUGAGAAUAUAUGACACAGCCCUGGAUGUUCUUUAUCUGGAGUUAUGUAAGGGGUGUUGUUUUUGCUGACAGUGUUUAAGUGGCGGCCUCUUGUGGCCAACAUAGGCGAUUACAGGAGGGGAGGAUGACUGCAUGAAGAGGAGGGCGUUCGGUGAUACUGCAGCUCUCUCUGCUGCUGUUGAUAAAGUGUGAACAGAGGCAUAUGGGUCUCAUUUAAAAAGCAGUUAUUCAGUCUUUGGAGAGGAUUUAUGAUUUUUUUCGUACAUGUGAAAUCACUUUAUCUAUCAUCUGAUAAUAUUUUCCUUCUUAUAUCAGGGGUGGUGGUCUUGGCCUAGUCCUGGCCAGCGCAGGCUUCGGCAUGCUGACCGCACCAAUCAUGGAGCUCCACAAUCAGAAGGGAUAUUUCCUCCACCACAUUAUCUUUGCCUGCUGCACCCUCAUCUGCAUCAUCUGUAUCCUCCUGCUGCCCGAGACUCGCUACCAGCCCCUCCCAGAGACCCUAGCGGACGGUGAGAGCUACACUCGUCAGCCUCUUCUUCCCCCAAAGAAACCUGGAGAACAGCGCCUCUUGCUGGCUCCAUCUGAGAGCAGCAGGGACUACACGAGGGUGCAUGACACGCCGCUGCACGAGGCAGCCAACACUGCAGUGUCCACGAUGGACUCCACCGCCUCCUCUGCUGUCGAUUUGACUGCUCCGUCAGUUGCAGAUGUGUCCGCUCCCGCAUUCAUGGAGGCGCCUCCUAGCAAGCCGGAGUCCAAAGGCCCCAACGGCCACUCGGUUUCAUCUGAACCCAUGGGUAAAGAUGGGAUCAUACAUGCAAGUAAAGAGCACCUGCUGUCUUCCACGCCUUUACACAAAGCACAAUGCAUCACAGACCCACUUUUAGCCAAUGCAGAGGAGCCGCCUGCAAUCGUCUUGGAGUCCAUCCAGCCACUGGGCGAGUCGGCCACUCCUGAAGAGAACGACGUUGGUCCCUCACCGAUCAAGGAGUUACCCACUACCCCUUCCCCUUCUUCGGACUCUUCCACUCCCCCUGUCCCUCAAAAUGUGCCUGCUUCCUUAUUAAUCAGCACCACACCCAUCAUUGAACCCCCGCCUUCUUCCACACUAGAAUCACCAAAUCCGUUCGGUAACGACAUUGAAAUGAUCACCCCGAAAUUUGAACCUCAUUCACCAGAGGAUCUAGACAUCCCUUUGGAAGAUCUCCAUCCUACAUCUAUGCAGGAAAGUCCCCAGACAGGACCUCCAGACUGCAACACUUCCUCUGAUCCCCCACCUCCCACUGAGGAAGACCCUGACAUUCCCAUUCAUUUAGAAAUAGUAGAAGAUUCUGUAUCUCCACCCUCGCCUAUGCCCUCCCCUAAAGACUCCCAAGAACCCCCUGUUGUAGACUCUGAACCAGCAGAGUUAGACCCUGCUUCACCCUGUGUUAAUGAUAUAUCUGCCCCUUCACCCAGUCCCCCUCCACCCCUCGACCCAGACCAUAUACCCCAAGCGGACUCUUCCUCUCCACCUGUCCAAGAUAAUGUUGACGACUCUCCAUCGACUCCUACAGUUCCCCCUGUCACAGACAUUGCCCCCACUUCCACGCCACAAUCAGCCACUUUGACAGACAUUGCAGAACCUGGGCAGGAUCCAGUUCCAACCUCCAUCACUGAUCCAAGCUCUACAGAGGCAGCCCCCGCCUCUUUAUUGGACUGCACCGCCUCCUCCCCCAUAGACUCCGGCGUCCUUUCCGUCAGUGCCAGCACAGAAAACAACACUGUCAAUGGCGUGGCGUCGUCCUGAUCCAGUGUUAGACAGCUAGGAAAAGAAGCUUUACGGUUGCAGAAUGAAGCAGCCCUCGCCACAUGACUAACUGAGAAUGGGGCACGAGCUGUCCUGUCCAAACUCCAGGCACUCAAUGACUGCUAUCCAGGACCUGGGAUCAAGUAGACAUGUCUUAAAGAGCUGGUGUACUUUUCUCAACCCCCUCCCCAUCCCCUUGCGUUAAGCCAAUAAACGAGACCAAGCAACAGAGUGAGUGCCAGAGGCUGGUUUUGUGAUAAUGUGACAGCAUCUUCUGCUUUUUUUUUUUUUUUUUUGAAUGUCACUGGAAAUCACCAGCCUAUAAAGUACUUUGAUGUAAAUGAAUGGGAAAUCACUGUUUGUCAUUUUGAAAGAGACUUAAGGAGAACUGGUGAGAAAUGCAACGAUGCUAACAAUGAAACAAAAAAAAAACAAACAAGAAGAAAUCAUAUCACUGGUACUUCUGCUCAAAUGAAAUGUCCAUUUAACAUGAGUUCAGUUAUCGCCUUACCUGUGUGGACAAAAAAAAAUCUGAAUGUUACAGAGUGUUUUUUGCCGAUACACAAGAAAACAAUCCAAAUUGGAGAGAUUCUCUAAAGCCAAAAACAACUCAGACCAAAAUUAAAUGUAGACAUAGUGCCAAAAAUGAGCAUAAAUGCUGUAUUUGCCUCUUUAGGUGAAUACUCUUCGAAGUUGUCCCUGCUUUUGAGUGGAUUAGAGUAGAUCAGACGAACCCUGCUCCGGAGUUUAUAAAAUACAACAGACUUCAAUUAUCUAUCAAACCAAUAUAACUGAAAUCACAGUUUGAUCAAUUAGAACUGGGAGCUGAGCUUGAAAAUGCUAAACUGCUGUCAUUAGGACGUUGCUUCAUUGAAUGAACGGCAACAUUUGAGAAAAUAUUGACCCAUAUUUUGUCGGUCUGAUGAAACUUUUAUUUUUCCAAUUGUUUCAGUCUAUGAAAUUUAUGGUAUGCAAAUGCUCUUACUUGUAAAUGUGAUAUUGUAAGUAAAUUGAUAAUUACUUGUUGAGCUUGAUUAAGUCUUUUUUAAAUUCAAAGUAUUAUUUUGAAUAAUCUCCCAUGGCGUGCCCUUAUUGUACAAAACUUAUACUUCAUUCUUUCAGUAUUUUUGUCACCUCAGUGUGGUGGCGCCUUUAUUCUUUGCAGUUGGGACAAAGCAUGAAACUAAUUGUGAACGUGUCAGCUAAACGAAUAAGCAAACCUUAAAAAAAAAGACGAAUAUUUUUAAGACAAAAUCAAUGGAUGACAAAUGUUUGAUGUGAUCACCAAGUCUCAAAGCAUCGCUAAUGCUCUGUGUUUUUUCCUUUUUUCAAAAUCAUUUUCCGGCGUUAACAGAGCUUACGGAUGUUAGAUGUAUGUCCAUACAUUCACGUGCAGAACUGAGUUUACCUUAAAGAAAUGCAAUAUUUGAUAUAUUUGUCGAAUUGACUCUUUAAAGUGCUGGUCGGAUUCUUAUUCAAACUAGAUUUAAUGAUUCAUCUGAAAUUGACGGACUUUCUCUUCCAAAGCCUGCAUCCAUCUGUGGACAGCGUUAUACUUGACAAACGUGUAACUGGACAGUUGUAGUUACACACUUCAUGCGUGGAUGUUGAACUACUUGUUGGAGAAAGGUGUAUGAUUGCGGAUAGACUACUGUUUACAACAAUAAUUAUAACACAUCAGAAUAAUAAUUACAUGUUACUGUAAUUCCUAAGAGCCAACUGGAUGAUGUCUUGUCAUUUAAAAUGUGAUAAAUCUUUCUCUUAGUAUAAUAAUUAUGCAGGGUUGAUAGAUGAUCUAUCAAGGUAUCAUUCAGGAAUCAAAGGAAACACCAGACUUCUGUUCUUUACACUAUUUUGUGGUACUAUGAUGACAAACCUUGCAGGUACUUGACUCACUUCAAACUUUCGUUUGCAUCACUCCAAGAUAAACGUGCACUGACGAAGGCGACUUCUCCUUCGGUAUGUGAAUGAUUGAGCAAAUAUACCGGCUUGUUUCUUGUUCCUCAAAAGCAGCUUGAAUCAAAGUAUGAAAUCUCUGUUUUGGUUUGAUUCAGGAUGAUUAUGUUAUCUAACUUCCACUCGGUAAAAGAUUAAUAUGAACAUUUAAUGUCUUACAUAUGUAUGCCAUGCUGCUAAGCCUCAAAGCACAACGCCCUGCAAUCAUGUGAUGUCAGAUUUGGUGCUUGAUGAAUUGACAAAAAAAAAAAAAAGGGAAAAUGGAGUGGGGUUUUGCAGAUAAUUCGUUAAAAUUCUAAAAAUACUGCAACAGACCCUCAUGAAAUCAGAGGAUGUUGACACUGGAUUUAAUCAGUCAUUUUUUUGGUGUCUGCAGGAGAGAGUGGGUCGACUGCAGCGGUCAGUAGCUUCACAUUAUUCUAAGUCCUCCAUGUCUAUGCUUGUUGGUUUCUAUGUCUCAGUGUGUGUACUGCAGAAACGGCUCCAUGUAAGACAAACAUCACAGCACAAUACAUCCAGAGUCUUCUCUGAGAUCUGUUGCUUCCAUUUCCAAGACUUCAAUGCAGCUGUUUCAGAGUGCUAAUAUGAGCUUUUACAUCCAAACGGAUUUGGACGGAUAACAAGUGGAGUUUAGACAAAUGAAUGAUUAGUAAAAGCAGUGGAAAGCAUUGUUAACACCAGCGACAGGGCGGAUGAGAAGACAUGGUGGUGGUAAAGCAAAAAAAAAGGAAAAGGUAAAACCUUUGUAUAUAGUUAAUGUGUGGAGACAGUUUCAAUAAGAUGAAGGAUCAUAGAUGAUAGCAUGGAGAACAGUUCUUAACUUGGUACAGAAAAGUCUCAGACACAUGAAGUCCCUGGUGUACACAUUUCAGAUUUAGCUUCUCUCAACUGUGCGACUCAGAAUCUCUCGAUGGGAGAUUUGAAUGAAUGUAAAAACUAUGGAUUGUACCAUUCAUAAUUUUUGAUUGUUUGAUUUCAUUUUUGUGUUUGUUUUAACUGACGUAAUGCACUUGUACAUAAGCCAUACCCGUUGUUAAAAUAAACCACUAUUUAUUGAUCAACUGUGGAAA
Messenger RNA from Xyrichtys novacula (pearly razorfish), 40521 nucleotides. The record is from the annotation of a GenBank genome assembly. NCBI's taxonomy places the organism in Eukaryota, Metazoa, Chordata, Actinopteri, Labriformes, Labridae.